AUCCGCUGCCUGUCAGAAUGUGACGCAGCGUGCGUCGGUUUGUUUGUGUCCGUGCCUGGUAACUUCAUGAAGACAUGGCAGCGAACAUGGAGCUGGCGCCUCUCAGACCGUGGGACGACUUCUUCCCCGGGACGGACCGCUUCACCAAGCCGGAGUUCGGGGAUUUGACCAAGUGGAACAACAGAGUGAUCAGUAAUCUCAUGUACUACCAGACCAAUUACUUCGUCGUGGCCCUGGUGGUGUUCCUCAUUGUAGGAUUCAUGAAUCCUUUCGGUAUGUUCCUGGGAGGCACUGUGGUGAUUCUGGUCUUCAUGGGAUCGGUGUGGGCUGGAGAAAACCAGGCCGUCAUCAAGAACUUCAAGAAGAAGAGCCCCACUCUGUUUGUCAUUGUCGUGAUGGUCACCAGUUACUUCCUGCUGUCGCUGUGCGGCGGUGUCAUGGUCUUCAUCUUUGGUAUCACCUUCCCUUUGCUGUUAAUCCUGAUCCAUGCCUCCCUGAGGCUGCGUAACAUGAAGAACAGGCUGGAGAACAAGAUAGAAGGUGUCGGGCUGAAGAAGACCCCGAUGGGCGUCAUCAUGGACCUCCUGGAUCAGCAGGAGGAGAAAAUAAACAAGAUCCAAGAUUUAAUCGAAGGCAAGCUAAAGGGUUAAGGCUCAAGUGUACCGAGGGAAAUCGUGUCAUGCAGUGCAGAUUGAGAUCUUAGUAGCAUUGCUCCAUGUGUCACUAUUUUAUACCCGCACUCCACACGUCAAGUUACUGAUAGAUGCAUUCCCACCCUCUUUUUUUUCCCCACUUUGGUUUUAUAGGGUAUGUGUUCAUCCUAAUUGAAAUAUUUAGAUAGACAUAUGAACAUGAUGUAUAAUAAAUAUGGACUGGGUGGUGUGUGUUAAAGAUUACCAAAGGUUUGAGCGUUCCUGUCUGAAAUCGUCCACAAACGCAUCGUUUCCCUCGUCGAUUGUGCAAUUUGUCUCAUCAGAAAAAGACUUGAGCAGUCAUUUCAGCAAACCCAACGUGAAAUGUUUGAAUAAAAAUAAAUAAAAAAAAAGCUAUUGCAGGGAUGAGACAUCAACUGAUGUCGUUACAGAAAAGAAAUGAUUUCCUUUAAGUUCGCUACCUCAGAAGGAGCAUGUUUAUCUCUGUUCUCACCAAGUAGACCCACAGUACCGAUUUACCUACCUAACAGCCGGUGACACACUUAUUUAGCAGCAAUAACGGCAAUCUUUCGACGACAGGAGCUCUGCGGAGGCUUACCGGAGACCAAUCUGCUCGUAGCGUAGCUGAGGUGUGUGUGGGAUGGUGAACAGUACUGGAGAGCAGCUGGAAUCUGUGUGUACAGUUCCUGUGUAUCUGCUUCGAUCACAGCUAUGCAAAACUGAAAAAGGGAAUGGCAAGUGCAGCUUCAUUGUUUGAAUAUACUCUCAUUAAUAUGUAUACAUUUGUUGUCUGGUGUGUUUUUAUUUCCGUAAUAUAGCAUGCAGAAAUGUAUGAAAUGGCUGCUGGAUGCAAAGUACUUAGUUUCUAAUCAAACAAACUGUAUUAAAGUGUCACUUUAGGAGGAGUAAAUAUUGGACUAGGCCCUUUCCCCCCCGUUACAUCCCCUAACCUUUACAAAAAGCCAAAUUAUAUUUUUCAACCAUAAUGUUAAGUGCUCAUUUUGUAUUCCUGUCGUCUUCUGCUGUUUUUUUUUUCUUUCUUCAUCACACGUGCACAUUGACGGCAGGUCGUGCAUGCUACCUUUGAAAUGACAGAGAGGUUGUUCAUGUUUUAUUGAUGCUUUGUUAUGUAUUCCUGAUGUUUUUAUGUGACCUUUUCAUUUCAUGAAAAGUAAUGAACUGGAAGUAAAACAUGGCUGUCCUCCACAAAAAUAAAAAUAACUUGACUUA
Molecule: messenger RNA, 1883 nt
Organism: Salarias fasciatus (jewelled blenny)
Lineage: Eukaryota; Metazoa; Chordata; Actinopteri; Blenniiformes; Blenniidae
Product: PRA1 family protein 3
Exons: 3
Coding region: 75-650 (191 amino acids)
Biological process (GO): negative regulation of transport
Cellular component (GO): membrane
Source: RefSeq, a predicted model, not a curated record